Molecule: messenger RNA, 1215 nt
Organism: Sporothrix brasiliensis 5110
Lineage: Eukaryota; Fungi; Ascomycota; Sordariomycetes; Ophiostomatales; Ophiostomataceae
Exons: 1
Coding region: 1-1215 (404 amino acids)
Molecular function (GO): chitin binding
Source: RefSeq, a predicted model, not a curated record
AUGGCCUCUCGUCGCCGUCUCUUCGCCCUUCUUGCGCUCUCAUUUCCUAUUCUUCCUACCACCGUCGCCGCCACUGCCGCCGCUGCCGCCGACAUCACCUGCACGUUGACGGUCGCGGCCCAACCCGGCGACACCUGCGCAUCUCUCGCGGCAACAUGGGGCAUCUCCGUGACGACAUUUCUGCAGAACAACCCGGGCAUCACGAGCUGCUCCAAGCUGGACGUCGGCGGCAGCUACUGCAUUGAUGCCGAUGCCCAUUCUGGGUCGCCACCGGCAACAAAGCCAACGACAAAGCCAACGACUGUCAGCACAAGCAAAGGCGGCAGCCCGACAACAAGCAGCGGAGGCGGAAGCACAAGCAUACCACCGGCCGCGGGCGGCACAGUCAGCACCGACGGCACGUGCGGCACGGCCAGCGGGCAUGCCAUCACCUGUGCCGGCUCGUCGUUUGGGUCGUGCUGCUCGGCCCACGGCUGGUGCGGGAGCUCGGCGGACCACUGCGGCGCCGGGUGCAACGCAGCGUUUGGCAGCUGCAGCGGGGCGCCCGGCGGUGGAAAUGGGAACGGAAACGGGACGGCGACCACCGCGCCGCCAGAAACGACGUCGCCGAGCGUCACAGAGAUUACGCAGGUGCACACGGCCUGGACGACGCUGACGACGACGACAACCGUCACCAACACGGCGUAUGCCACCAACACGGCCGCCGCCACGAAGACAACAACAGCCGUCGUGACCAACACGGCUGUGGUCACCAACACGGCCGUGAUCACCAGGACGACCCUGUUCCCAGUCACCACGACGCAGACGCAGGUCACCACGCAGACGGUGCAGACCACCCACCUCAUCACGCGCACCACGACCGCCACACAGACCCGCAUCGACACGUCCGUCAUCACCACCAUCACGACAAUCACACUGGUGCUUUCCGUCACCGACAAGGGCCGCGUGCCGGGGCCGACCUUGUCCCUGACUCUGGGUCCCCGGGACGCGGCGGCUCAGCACCCGACAGAAAGAACAGAACCGACUGAACCGACCGCAGCCGCCCGCGUAGAGGCGGCUUGCUGUGGCACGCAGACAAUCUCGUGCGCCGCCACGACGCCGGGUCUGGCCGUCUCCGAGCAGCAGGCCGUGGCGUCACUGGCCAGCCGGGCGGCGCUGGCGAUGCCGGGCAUGGAUGUCUGCUGCGGCGUGCUGUACAAUUGCGGGAGCGCAUGA